AUGGCUGCCCCUGCAUAUGGCCUGAGCUCACGGCGACCCUCAGCCUUGGGUGUCCUCCUGCUCCUGUUCUUGCUGGGGCCCCCCAGUCGGGUUAUGACCACGGUUCAUGAACAGCCCAAGAGCCAGGGAGAUUCCCUGAGCAAAUAUGUGGCCUGUGGUAAGCGGCCUAUACAGGGUAAGAUCCUAGGCGGAGCACCUGCCCCCAAGAGAAAGUGGCCGUGGCAGGUCAGCGUGCAUUAUGCCGGCUUCCAUGUCUGUGGUGGCUCGAUCCUCAACGAGUACUGGGUGCUGUCAGCCGCUCACUGCUUCGGCAGAGAGAAGAGGUUUGAAAUGUUUGACUUGUAUGUGGGCAUCAUCAACCUCAGGGUAGCUGACACGUACACCCAGUGGUAUGAGGUGAACCAGGUGAUCUUGCACCCCACCUAUGAACUGUUCCACCCCAUUGGAGGAGAUGUGGCGCUCGUGCAAGUGAAGACCCCCAUUGAGUUUUCUGACUCCGUGCUCCCCAUCUGCCUAGCACCUCCCAACGUGAACCUUACCAGUGUUUCUUGCUGGGCUACUGGAUGGGGACUAGUCUCACAACGAGGCUUUUCCUUGGAUGAGCUGCAGGAGGUCCAACUGCCUCUGAUCCCCAAGAACCUCUGCCAGCUGCUCUAUGGAUACUCAUCUUUCAUUCUGCCAGACAUGCUGUGUGCUGGGGACAUCAUGAACAUAAAGACCGUAUGCGAAGGUGACUCUGGGGGCCCUCUGGUGUGUGAAUUCAACCAUACCUGGUUACAGAUUGGAAUCGUGAGCUGGGGCCGUGGGUGUGCCCAACCCAUGUAUCCCGGAGUCUAUGCCCGCGUCUCCUAUUACUCCAAUUGGAUCCGUUAUCACAUAGAAAUCACACCUGUUCCUCUUCAGCCAUCUCCCGCUCUUUCUCCAUCUCUAGAAGCUGCUCAUCUUGUUCUUGUGAUCAUGCUGGUUGGCUUGUCAGUGUUGUGA
Molecule: messenger RNA, 984 nt
Organism: Castor canadensis (American beaver)
Lineage: Eukaryota; Metazoa; Chordata; Mammalia; Rodentia; Castoridae
Gene: Prss38
Product: serine protease 38
Biological process (GO): proteolysis
Molecular function (GO): serine-type endopeptidase activity
Source: RefSeq, a predicted model, not a curated record